AUGGAAAUUGAUUCCGGGGCGGCGAUGUCAAUAAUCUCCGUAGCAACGAAGGACCAAUAUUUUAAAAACGUCAAAUUACAUGAUGCGGAUAUCACACUAAGGAAUCACGACGAAACGCCAUACAUUCCAGUUGGAAUGUUACGACGGGUGAAGGUCGAAGCAAACGGAACUACAAUGUUAGCCGAUGUUUACGUUACAAAGUCAAACGGCCCGGCUAUCAUAGGUAGACCAUGGCUGAAAGCAUUAAAUUUAUGGCCUUUAUUCAAAGAGGUAAAAGUACACGCGAUUGAGUCGAAAUCAACUCCUACGGAAACGUUAAAAACUAUUUUAAAGAAGUACGAAUCAGUUUUCUCGUCCGGGAAAGGGUCAUUUACCAAGGGAGCGGUAAAGUUAGAGUUAAAACCCGGUAGUAAACCGAUCUUCUUGCUCGCGCGCUCAGUUCCAUUUGCAAUGAAAGAAAAAUUAGAAAAAGAAUUAGUAAGGUUAGAGAAAUUGGGGAUAAUUAAGCACGUCGAGAAUAGCGAAUGGGCAACGCCUAUCGUGCCGGUGAUAAAACCGAACGGUGACAUACGUAUGUGCGCAGAUUUUAAACAAACUAUUAAUCAACAAUUGAUUACAGUAAUACACCCUGCACCAAAUUUCGAUCAUGCGAUGGCUCAAUUGCAAGGGGGUGAUAGAUACUCUAAGAUAGAUUUAAAAGAAGCGUACCUACAAAUGCCUGUUGACGAAGAGUCACAACCUUUGUUAACGAUCAAUACACACAAGGGGCUUUUUCAAUAUAAAUACAUGGCUUUCGGUAUAAGCUCGGCUCCUGGAAUUUUUCAAAUGCGUAUGGAACAAAUAUUAAAAGGGAUUCCUCACGUAGCGAUUGUAGUAGACGAUGUGGUAGUUACGGGAAAGGAUUCAAAAGAACAUUUACAAAAUUUAGAGAAGGUUUUAGCGAAACUAGACGAAUGCGGUCUGAAAGUGCGAGUAGACAAAUGUCAAUUCUUUAAACAAGAAAUUACGUAUCUCGGAUACAGAAUUUGUAAAAAUAAAAUAAGCAUUGAUCCAAUGAAAUAUCAAGCUAUAGUUGAAAUGAAAAAGCCAGCAAAUAAAAAAGAACUGCAAUUAUUGUUAGGUUUAGCAGCUUACAUUAGUCACCCGUAUAAGGACGGCGAAAAGCCUAUCGCUUUUGCGUCCAAACGACUGACGAAAGCGCAAGAGGGUUAUUCCCAAAUAGAUCGAGAGGCAGCAGCAAUUAUAUUCGGCAUAACGAGAUUUUACGAUUACGUGUAUGCGAGAGAAUUCAUUCUACGAACGGAUAAUAAACCGCUAGCGAGAAUCCUUGGUCCGGAAAAAG
This is a messenger RNA of Ceratina calcarata, 1342 nucleotides long. RefSeq lists its product as uncharacterized. The annotation marks the transcript as partial. NCBI's taxonomy places the organism in Eukaryota, Metazoa, Arthropoda, Insecta, Hymenoptera, Apidae. The transcript is spliced from 2 exons. The record is from RefSeq and is a predicted model, not a curated record.